AACCGUUCCUCUUUUGGAAUCAAUGAACUAUGUACAAAAAUGUUGAUCGGAGAACGCAACCGGCCAAAUCACACCGUCAAGAUCACCGCAUGGGAUCCAUUCAAUGAUCCAACGUCUAGCUUUUCUUCCGUUAAUUAUAACUGUAUUGCGCCGUCGAGUCCUUGCCCCGUCGACUACCUCUCCGCCUUACGCCGUUACCUCCCGUCAAAUGACUUGGAGUCCGAUUCGUUUAGUGAUGACUCCGAUUUACCCGUCGAUGCAUUUUCGUGCGAUCAUUUCCGGAUGUACGAAUUCAAGGUGAGGAAGUGUGCUCGUGGAAGGUCACAUGACUGGACUGAGUGUCCGUACGCCCACCAGGGUGAGAAGGCCCGACGGAGAGACCCGAGAAAAUUCCAUUACUCUGGAACGGCCUGCCCCGAUUUCCGGAAGGGAAUCUGCAACAAAGGCGAUUCUUGUGAGUUUGCUCAUGGUGUUUUCGAGUGUUGGCUCCACCCGGCCCGUUACCGCACUCAGCCGUGCAAGGACAGUACCAGUUGUAAAAGAAGGGUUUGUUUUUUCGCUCACACACCGAAGCAGCUCCGACUCUUGCCCCAGCAGAGUCCGAGGGGGACUGGGUCCAGUUCAGGUGAGUUAGAUUACGUUUGUUCGCCUGUACGUCACCGUUUAGACUUCGACUCUUCACCUACUUCCAUUUUGGCAUCACCUCCGUUAUCCCCACCGUCCGAUUCACCUCCUAUAUCGCCAAGUGACUCAUUUUACUCGGUGAGCGAACUCACUACUUCCAUGCAUAGCAUGCAGCUUGGUAAGGGUAAAAGGAGCGGUGCUUGUUCUAGGGACCUGGAAAUGGGAUCGGGUUACGGUUCCCCUAGGGGCUCCACUCUGCGGCCUGGAUUUUGCAGGUCUCCGACAACCCCCACCCGUUCUGGGUUAGGCCAGUUUGAUCUCUUGGAACAUAACUCUUUCGAAGAGGGAUACCCAAUGGAGAGAGUGGAGUCUGGAAGAGAUUUGAGGGCUAGAAUGUACGCAAAACUAAGCAAGGAAAAUCCCCUUGGAGUUGAAUUAACCGAGUUGGAUCCUGAUCUCGAUUGGGUAUCCGAGUUGGUAAAGUGAGUUGGAUACUGGGAAACACAGCUUUCUGUUUUGAUUUAUUUCGUGAAUUCUUUUAAUAUAAAAAUGGGUGGCCGUAAUCGAAGGUUCUGACUUUUGUGAAUAUGAAUAUGUUUUCUGAUUUUCGAACA
This is a messenger RNA of Hibiscus syriacus, 1238 nucleotides long. Its product is annotated as zinc finger CCCH domain-containing protein 23-like. Gene Ontology annotation, molecular function: metal ion binding. The record is from RefSeq and is a predicted model, not a curated record. NCBI's taxonomy places the organism in Eukaryota, Viridiplantae, Streptophyta, Magnoliopsida, Malvales, Malvaceae. The coding region runs from base 40 to 1110 and encodes 356 amino acids. The transcript has a single exon.